AUGAUGCCUUUUAAAAGACGAGAUAAUAACAAUGAAGAUAAUAAGGAUGAAACAGAAAAAUGUAAUAACAAAAAUAAUGGAUAUAUAAAUGACGAAUCAGAGAUGAACAUAAAUAAUGAGGAAAAAGAAAUAUAUUUAAAAAAAAAUGAAAAAAAAACAUCCUAUAAUAAUAAAAGUUGUAGUGAAAAUAGUAAUAUAUAUAAUUCUGAUCAAAAUAAUUUAUUGACAAAAGUUGAAAAAUAUAAAAAUCGAAAUUCUUCUGAUCGAUAUGAAAGAAAAUAUCAUAGUAACUCUAGUACAGAUAAUGAAUCAUCUUUAAUACAAAAUAAGUUAAGAAAUAGAGAUGACUCAAAUAAUUCUAGUUUAAAUAGUUAUAAAUAUAGAAAAAGAAAAAAUUCAGGAUAUAGUAAUGAACAUAAUUAUAAUGAUUGGAAAAUGCGAAAAAAUGAAAACAAUACAAAAUACAAUGAAUAUAAAUAUGUUAAGGAUAGUGAAAUGUGUAAAAGAAGAGGAGAAUAUAAAUUUAAAAAUAAAGAUAGUGAUGUAACAAUUAUGAGAAAAUUGAGUAAUGAUAGUAUAGAUAAUAAAUUUGUUCAUAUACCAAAAAAUAAAUAUAAUAAACCAAAUAAUUAUAAUAAACAAUUUUUUGAAAAAAAAGAAUACGAUUAUUAUUAUCAAUACCCAAAUAAAACUUAUAAAAAUAAUUAUUAUCAAAGAGAAAGAAAUGAUUCAAAAUAUUUUUAUGAUUAUAAAAAAAAUAAUAAUAAAAAUAAUAAUUCUUAUUAUUAUAACACAGAAAAAACAAAAGAAAAAUAUUUUUAUCGUUCUUUAUCUCAUCAUGAAUCAUAUAAUGAUGAAAAUAAAUUUGAUUCAAAAAAAAGGAAAAGAGAUAAAAAUGAAAGUGAGGAUAGGAGUAAAAAAGAAUACCGAAAAAAUGAAAGUGAAGAUAGGAGUAAAAAAGAAUAUCGAAAAAAUGAAAGUGAAGAUAUGAGUAAAAAAGAAUAUCGAAAAAAUGAAAGUGAAGAUAGGAGUAAAAAAGAAUAUCGAAAAAAUGAAAGUGAAGAUAGGAGUAAAAAAGAAUAUCGAAAAAAUGAAAGUGAAGACAGGAGUAAAAAAGAAUAUCGAAAAAAUGAACGAUCAAACUCAUCUAAUUUUAGCCAAAAUGGUAAUGAAUUUUGUAAAGAGAAUGACGAAAAAAAAGAAAAGUACGAAACUCAAAGUGUAGAGAAUGACGAAAAGAAAAAAAAAUACGAAACUCAAAGUGUAGAGAAUGAUGAAAAGAAAAAAAAUAGUGACCAUUUUAAUGAUUCAGGAAAAGGGGAAACUACUAAUCAUAAUAACUAUAAGCAGGAUCAUAAUAAUAAUUAUUAUAUGGAUAAAGAAUAUCAUGAUGGAAGAAAAUUGAUAAAUAAAGAUUAUAGCAUAUAUGAUGAAGACAUACAUUUUGAAAAUGAUAAGAAAUAUAACAAUCAUACUAGUGAUAAAGGUAGUAGAAAAGGAAGUAAUGAUAGUUAUGUAGAAUAUGAUCAAGAUGAGUAUGAAUAUUUUAGUGAUAAUUCAGAUACUAUACAUGAAAAUAAAAAAAAUAUAGAAUAUGUUUAUAUCAAAAGUGAAGUAAAAAUUAAUUUAGAUAAUGAUGCAGAUUUAACAAAUUGGAUUGAUUUUGAUGAAAAUGAUAAAACUGAUGAAAGUGAUUGUAUUCAUAUCAAAUUUAGAAACUUCUCAUUGAGAAAUUAUGUUAAAACAUAUAAAAUAUUACAUCAUGAUGAAUACGAAGAUACUAAAUAUAUAAAUGAUAAAGAUAUCAACAAAGAAAAUAAAAAUGGAUAUAAUAAAAAAUAUAGUGAUAUACAUAUUUCCUAUGACUCAAAAAAAUAUAAUGAAAAAAAUAAUAAUAAUCAUAAUCAUAAUUAUAAUGAUUAUAAUGAUGACAAUGACAAUGAUAAUGAUGAAUAUACAAACUUAGGAUUCAGAGGUAUGGAAAAUAAAAAAAGGAAAAUUGAAGAAAGAUAUAGGAGAGAAAAUAGUCAUACUAAUGUAUCACAUAAUUAUAGAAACAUAGAAGUAAAUUAUAAAAAAGAUUCAUAUUAUAAUGAAAGUGCUAUGCAAUAUGAAAGAAAAAAAAAAAAUGAUGAGUAUGAUGAUAAAAAUUACUAUAAAUGGGAUAAUAAAUAUGAAUAUGAAUAUGGUAGGAAAAAUUAUGAUGAUAAUGAAAAAGGAAACAUACGUGGUAGUAGCAAUGAUGAAGCCAGAUAUUCUUCUAUAAGUAGAUAUUCGAAUAAAGAAGGAUACGAAAAUAAUAAAAUAGAUUACAGAGAAGGUUACGAAAAUAAGAGGGAUUGUUCUAAAUAUUAUAAUAACAAUAAUCGUUACACUAGUGAUAAUAAUUUUAUGCGAUGUGAUACUUCAAUAAACUCAGAAACCAAUACAAAGACAAAAAAAUAUAAUAGCAUAAAUAAUGAUGAAUCACAUUAUACUUAUUAUAAUAAACAUGAUAGUUAUGAUAAAAAUAACAAAUAUUAUUCACGAAAAUAUGAAAGAAAUCGUGAUUAUAGAUAUUCUCAAGAUCAAUAUAAACAUCCCUCAAAUGAUGAUAAUGACAUAGACGAAUGGAGAGAAAGAAAUUAUAAUACUAAAAAAAAUAAUCUAGCUAAAAAACAAAGUAGUGAUGAAAAUUAUUUUGAUUUAAAAAAUGUACAACAACAUUAUGAUUCUAAUCAUAGUGGCAUAAUAAAUAAAGAAAAAGAUGAACAUUCUGAUUUAAAAAGUGUACCAAAUCAUAUAAUUAACAUAAUAAAUGAUAUGAACAGUUCAUACGAAAUAAAAGGGAGUGUUGAUUUAUUAAAUUUAAAUGGAGUAAAAUCGUUUGAAAUACCUAAAGAUUUUAAUACAAUUAAUGAAAUUAAUAGUACUCACAAAUUCUUAGAAUUUUUAAGAAAAAAACGACAAGCCAAAAAAAAAUGGAAAAUGAUUGCAAAAAAUAUAUUGCAAGAAGAAUUCCAAAUUUUAUUUAAUUCAAUAAAUUACCAAGUUAACGAAGCGAAACUUAACUAUUUAAGUAGCUCUCUUGCGACUAUGUAG
This is a messenger RNA of Plasmodium yoelii, 3081 nucleotides long. Its product is annotated as conserved Plasmodium protein, unknown function. The coding region runs from base 1 to 3081 and encodes 1026 amino acids. The record is from RefSeq and is a predicted model, not a curated record. The transcript has a single exon. NCBI's taxonomy places the organism in Eukaryota, Apicomplexa, Aconoidasida, Haemosporida, Plasmodiidae.